This is a messenger RNA of Solea solea (common sole), 5586 nucleotides long. Its product is annotated as dual specificity testis-specific protein kinase 2-like. Bases 435 to 2609 code for a protein of 724 amino acids. The record is from RefSeq and is a predicted model, not a curated record. Gene Ontology annotation, biological process: protein phosphorylation; positive regulation of stress fiber assembly; actin cytoskeleton organization. NCBI's taxonomy places the organism in Eukaryota, Metazoa, Chordata, Actinopteri, Pleuronectiformes, Soleidae. The transcript has 12 exons. Gene Ontology annotation, molecular function: protein serine/threonine kinase activity; ATP binding. Gene Ontology annotation, cellular component: nucleus; cytoplasm.
AACAACCCCGUCAAGAAAACCGUUGGACAGUUUGACGAGAGAAGAGAGACGUUAUUUGCAUUUGCUCGCGCUUUUAUUGUCGUCAGCGCUGUGUAUUUAGAGUCGGUGCUUUCAUUUAAGUUUGAAAGUCCUGACCCUCCAGGUCUGAGAGGCAAUACUCGACUUUUGUUGUGAAAGACCAAACAGGAAGUGUUGUCGUCGUCGUCACUACUGUGUCAGUCAGUGUCGGUACUCGGCCCCAGGUAACGGCUCCCGUGGUGAAGGCAGGAACCCAGACGGGAUUAUCAGCGGCAGACACCUGAGCCCCGUACCCGCCUCCAGGUCACCUGCAGCGGGCGGAGCGCCGCGACGGUUCCACCUGCGGACCGACGUGAGGAGAGAGAGCGGCAUCUUUAUACGGCUGCAGCGUCGUCCAUCUUCACAGCUCCAUCCGCAUGAGGAGGUGUUGGAGAGUAACUGAAGUGUGGAGGUCACCCAGCACCAUGGACUACCACAGCGAGUGCUGCUUCUGCGAUGCAGAUGAUAUUCACGGCGGUCCAGAUGAGCCGCCACUUCACAGCGUCCACGCGCCCAACCGCAUCCGACCGUCCUCGUACCGAGCCCUGAGGAGCGCCGUGUCCAGCCUGGCCCGUAUCGACGACUUCUUCUGCGAGAAGAUUGGUUCGGGCUUCUUCUCAGAGGUCUUCAAGGUGCAGCAUCGGAUCACCGGGCAGGUGAUGGCGCUGAAGAUGAACAAGCUGGCGAGCAACAAGGCGAACAUGCUACGAGAGGUUCAGCUCCUGAACAGACUCUGCCACCCCAACAUUCUCAGGUUUCUUGGGGUUUGUGUACAUGAAGGUCAACUCCACGCUCUGACUGAGUAUAUAAAUGGAGGAAACCUGGAGCAGCUGCUGGACAGCGACCUGUACCUGUCGUGGGGCGUCAGGAUCCGUCUGUCUCUGGACAUCGCCCGAGGGCUGCAGUACCUGCACAGCAAGGGCGUCUUCCACAGAGACCUCACCUCCAAGAACUGUCUGGUUCGCUGCGAUAACGGCACGUUCACCGCCGUCGUCGGAGACUUCGGCCUGGCAGAGAAAAUCCCAGAUUACAGCGAUGGUUUGCUGAAGCAGCCUCUGGCCGUCGUGGGUUCUCCGUACUGGAUGGCGCCCGAGGUUCUGAGGGGAGAACUGUACGACGAGAAGGUGGACGUGUUUGCGUACGGUAUCAUCCUCUGUGAGAUCAUCGCCCGCAUUGAAGCCGAUCCUGACUUCUUACCCAGGACUGAGGACUUUGGUCUGGAUGUGGAUGCGUUCGAGAACAUGGUUGGAGAUUGUCCUCCUGAAUUCUUCAGCCUCGCUUUCACCUGCUGUAAUAUGAGUGCCGUGCGGCGUCCCACCUUCACUGACAUCGUCCUCACACUGGAGAGCAUGGAGACGGGAGAAGAGCCGCCGUCAAAGUCCAUUGCAUUGGAUCCGGUGUCAGCAGACGUCAGUCCGUACCGGCGCCGUAGUUCUCCCUGUCGCCUCGGCGACUCCAGCCAGCAACAACUUGGCCUGGCAAGGAGCCAGUCAGACAUGUUGCCCCCGGCAAUGCUGACCCCUCCCCUGCUGGGGACGCCUGCAAGGGUCAACCCCUUCUCUCUGAGGCAGGACCUGAACGGGGGGCGGUGCAAACUCCUGGACACGCCCAGCAAGUCGGUCAUCUCCCUGACCUUCACGCUCCCUGCCCCACGUGACCCGUGCUCCUCCCCACACCUGCUCAGAGGGACGCAGGGGAUUCGAGCUCUGCACAGGAGGUGCCAGUCGCUCCCCUGCACCCCCGAGCUCGGCCGGACGAUGGCCUCACCGCCAAGAGACACAGAGACGAGGGAGGACGAGGACUUCAGAGUGGUGGGGAACGUGGAGGUGUUUGAGAAGGAGCAUGAAAGGUUUCUAGAAGAAAAUGUGGACAUAACUGAGAGGAGAAGGUUGUUAAAGGAGGAGGAUUCAGGACUUCCUGUUGAGUUAGACCUGGUUUCUCUGGAGCGCCUGGAGGAGGAAGAGGAGAACAUACGUCUAACAGAACCCAUGGACUGCACCAAGUCUCCAGAGGCAGCAGAGGGAAACGUGGACUCCACACCUGGAAGACCUCUGUCCACCUCCUCCUCUUUACGGACCAAUGGUUGGCAACUUCCUGUCUCCAAUGGACCGCCCUUCUUUCCCCCGCUACUGCGAGUGGACAACAACAACGGUUCAGGGCUUGUAAUUGGACAGCAGGUGCAGCGGGGCGUGGGCGGCCGGGGUAACGGUUACAGUGGCGCCCAGUUCCUGUCCUCUGACCCCAGUGGUGGACCCGCAGAGCAGGAUGAUGUCAUUUCCUGUCCGGGCUGCUGCCUGCUGGGUCUGAGUUUCCCCUCGAUGUGCCUCCGCGGUUCAGCCGCCGUGCCCACCCCGCUACGGAGGGCCUCGUUACCGCGGCAGCGGCCCUACCGCAACCUCAACGGCACCAUCACCGGUGGUGGCGCUCUGUCGUCGACAGCCGCUUCCACGGCAACCAAAGCUCUGCUGUGCCGCGGCACAAACGGUCUCGUGGUAGACGGGUCCUCGGUGCCGCGAGAGCCGGGCCGCUCCCUCCCUGAGGCGCAGACUUGAGCGAAGAACAAGAGAUUUUUGGUUCUGAAUGUGUGACCAACACGAGGUUAGAGUGCCACCUGGUGGACCGGAGGAUUGAAAGACAGCACAUCGCUGUCAUGGUGAAGAAAAGUAGAGAGCAAACAGCUGAUCAAACAGCUGAUCCAGACAGAACAUGUGGUUUGAUUUACUGCAGCUGAAAAAAAGAGCAACUUUCUCCUUGUUGACCCAAACCCAAGAGUUCCCUCUGUGCUGGCUUCAAGUUUGUCCGCCAUCGUGGAAUAAUAGUGCAUGGCUCAUUCAGUUAGAUGAAAAGGAUUCGAGACACAGGGUUUUUUGAAUGAGGUUGUAUGAGGAACAGACACAUAUUCAUUACACCGCUGUCGAGAUUGUGAAAAUGAACUUUUAUUCAUCUUUACUUGAAUGUUUCUCAACUUAAAAUGUGUGAAUUUUAAUGAGCUCCUCCCGCUGCACCAAAGUCCAUUGAGAAAAUCAGCGAUUUUACAUCACAGCACACAGGAGCAGUUGAUCGACUGUUGCCCCAAUCACUACGUUCAAAUUUAAUUUUUUUUACUCAGAGGUUUAAAAUCCUUUAUUUGGAUUCACCUAAGUGACACAAAGUUACCAAACAAGGCAGCAGUAGACCAGCGGCUCCUGUGUGGCUGCGAGCUGAAAACACAGAUUUUCUCUAUGGACUUUGGUGCAGCAGGAGGCGAGUCCUCAAAUCCACAUAUUUAUUAUAAUAUUAUAAUAUUUAGUUUAUGGUUAAAUUAAAGUUGAAUUGUCACGUUGUCACAAUCUCAACAUCAAAUAUUUUUCAUGAUGGCAACACUCCACGGCCAAAAUGGGAGAAAAAAAAACGUGAAGCUAUAAUCUGCUAAAAACUUCUUCUCGGCUCAGGAAGUCAGCGCCUCAUACGACCGCCCUUCAAAAAACAUUAACUAUCCCUUUAUUAUAUACCUCCUAUGUAUUGAAAACUUGGGUCUUAUUUUUGUCGUCAUGUUGGGAGCGUUACACCCACCAAGAUAAAGAUUAAGCUGAGAUCUGUAACCAUGGUAACUUAAAAACUAAUGUUUCUUAAAGGAACAGUGUGUGACAUUUAGGAGGGUUUAUUGGCAGAAAUGUAACACACUACUCGUAAGGAUAUUUGUUUCCGUGUGUAAUCGCUUUAGGAUAUCAGUGAUUUGGUUUCUGCCCGUUGCAGUCUACACUCUCACCAUUAGAUGGCACUACUUCUUACACACUGGAUCUUGUAAUAUAAACGAUAGCAGCAAACGUGACAAAGCUAAGACCCAAGUUUACUAAUAUGUAACAUACAGUAAUAAACAGGGAUUUUUUUUAUUUUCCUUUAAUCUAUUAGUACUUUUUUACUGUGGCGUGGGCAGGACAUUUUAUAAUCCACUGUCCCUCCCUCGCUUUAUGGAGGAAAAUUGAAGAUGUUUUUGAUUAGCAUGUUAGCCCUGGAGGCUGUGGUGUCUCUCUGCAGGUCCAAACACAGACCGAAUGUAAAAACGUGUACGCAGUCUUUGAAGCCGUUUUUUUUUCUUCAUUAAUUUAAAACUAGACGACGUCUCCUGCUCCUAUUGGACGUUACUCAAUGUCAAUCACAAUCAUGUGUCGCACUUUAUCUAAACAGUGUUUACUGAACAUUUUAACAAUUGGCAGAGUCGCCCCCUGGUGGCUGUUCAGUAAAUUGUUACGCUGGGAAGACGGAAGAGAAGCACAAUUGAUCGCAAAAAUAAUCAAAAUCAGAAUAAACAAGUGUAUUAUCCCAAUCGAACAUUUAUUUUAUCUGUCCAAUAUCUGAUAAAAUGAUUUUUACUAGUAUCGGACCGAUACGAUACCAAAUCGUAAGACACAGCGAUUAUUUGAUAACGAUAAAAAAAAACCUGCAGUGAUGCAGGAAUUCACUGGCCCCAAAUUCUUUGAUCUCUAAAGUUUUUUUUUUUUGUCUUGAAAAGUGACGCAGGGUGCACAGUGUGUGGAGCUAACGAGAUGCGUUCAACGACCCCGGUAAAUGUCAUCACUUUUUACAGGAUCUAUAAGCAGGGGUCUCACACUCAAAAUUACCUGGGGGGGGCCCCAUAAAGCUUCUUGUCUGGUUGAUCAAGAAAAAUAUUUGAUUCUUUUUUACUAUAAAACGAUUAGUCACAGAAACUGUUCGACGUUUUUAUAAUCAAGUGAUGAUGUCGUUAUUAUUUUUAUUCAUUUAUUUUGCACUAAAGUGACAGUUGAGAUAGAAAAAGGAUGUAAAAAAGAAAUUCUGAUGAUAUUUUUCCAUGUCGUGCACUAACGGAAGCUACGCCCACAUUUUACACUCGCUCUGUGGUCGGACGACAGGAAACGACAGACGUGAAUGUGAUUUUACUUCUGAGGCUCGGUGUGACUGCUGGUUUGUAAACACGCGGCGUGCGUGAGUGCUGAGUCGGCACUUUUUCUGACUGUUUAACUGAUGUGAUGUAAGAUACAAUUCAUAUUUAUAAAACGAAUAAAGAUUUACUUACCUUUAUAUUUAUUUACACUUAUUUAUUGACAUUUUUAUAGCAGCUGACGUGUGUGUGUGUGUGUGUGUGUGUGCGCGCAUGUGUGAGAGACAAACACUGAUAUCUUUAAUUUUCAGGGAUUUGAAGGGUCCUCGUCAUGUGAACUAUUUUAUUUUGCACUUCAGUUAUUUAUGGGAGCGCUUUGCAGUAAAACACCAGGCUUUUAUUACAUUUAAAAUCUGUGCUACUGGUGCUUUUAUUGUUGCUUCUGGCUCAACAAACGUAGUUUCCCCUUCACUUGUAUUAUUUCCUCUUGUACAGAUCAUUCCACACACACUGUGUGUGUGUGUGUGUUUGAGUGAUGAAUAACCUUUUUUUUUUUUUUUUAACCCCAUCAUUUUGUCUCAUGUUAAACAGCGGUUCUCACUUUAUUUCAGUGUUUUGUUCUUCGAUACAUGUAGAAACUCUGCGUGAAGUAAUCUGGUAAUAAAUAAAGACAAAUAUGGUUGUGCCCA